Messenger RNA from Capsaspora owczarzaki ATCC 30864, 932 nucleotides. Its product is annotated as abnormal cell MIGration family member. Gene Ontology annotation, molecular function: GTPase activity; GTP binding. Bases 78 to 728 code for a protein of 216 amino acids. NCBI's taxonomy places the organism in Eukaryota, Filasterea, Ministeriida, Capsasporidae. The transcript is spliced from 4 exons. The record is from RefSeq and is a predicted model, not a curated record. Gene Ontology annotation, biological process: small GTPase-mediated signal transduction.
UUUUUUUUCGUAAAGAAACAGCAAACAACAGCAACAACCUCAUCCACUUCCACUUCCCACUUCCAACCAGCAUCGCCAUGUCGCUGGACGCAGCAGAUACAGCAGCAGCCAGCCACAGCGGCAGCGCUGCGACCUCGAGCAGAAGCGAGUCGGUGGCCAGCAGCGAGCCGUCGCGCCCAUCACAACCACCGCUACAGAAGAAGCUUGUCGUUGUCGGCGACCCGAACGUGGGCAAGACCACCCUGCUGACCGUCUUCAAGAGCGGCGUCUUUCCCACUGUGUACGAGCCGACAGUGUUUGAAAACUCAGUCAAGGACAUUAUCGUAGACAGUAAGCCAGUCGAAUUGCUCCUGUGGGACACGGCGGGCCAAGAGGGCAUGGACCGCGUCCGAGUCAUGUCAUACAACAAGGCAGAUGCUGUCUUACUCUGCUUUGCGUUCGAUUCGACCAUUUCCUUUGAAAACAUUCAGCACAAGUGGAUCAAGGAGGUAUUGAAACACUGCCGAGACUCGAAAAUCAUACUAGUGGGCUUGAAAACCGAUCUGCGAGGGGAAGGGGCCAGUCCGUCCAAAGCCGAUGCGGAGCAGCUGGCCAUCAAAUUAGAGCUGGACGGCUACAUUGAGUGCUCUGCAAAAGCCAACCAAGGUGUGACAGAGGUUUUCACACAAGCGGUCCGUGCAACCUUGGCAAUCGAUGUUGGCGGCAAGAAAAAGUGUAGUAUAAUGUAGCAGCGGGGAACAAGCGCAACAACCAUCCCUCGUUCGUAGUUUGUGUUCUUUGUUACUGUAUAUUGGCAGAAAAUGCCAUUGAGUCUAUUCAGAACCAUAUUUUUUUGGAUAAUGCAAACCGUGCAAUCCAGCAGCAAACCAUGAUUUCAUCCUUCCUCAUUUGACAAAUGUUGAACUGAUUAGACGAGUUCCAUUGCGGUGGCA